Aspergillus niger is the source of this 1137-nucleotide messenger RNA. RefSeq lists its product as uncharacterized. Bases 1 to 1137 code for a protein of 378 amino acids. The record is from RefSeq and is a predicted model, not a curated record. Gene Ontology annotation, molecular function: dioxygenase activity. The transcript has 6 exons. NCBI's taxonomy places the organism in Eukaryota, Fungi, Ascomycota, Eurotiomycetes, Eurotiales, Aspergillaceae.
AUGAAGAGACAGACACAUUCUGAUAAUUCAUUAUCAUCUAAAUAUAAGUCACUGCCAUAUUUUAGUGAGAAUAUAAUGUCGGCCAGCAACUCAGAGCCUGGGGAAUUUGAUCAGAUCCCCGUUAUCGACCUCUCGGCAUUGAGGAGCCCUGUGCUGAAGGAGCGCCAACGGCUGGCAAAGAAGAUCUUCACUGCCUGUACUCAGGUCGGAUUCUUCUACAUCAAGAACCAUGAGAUAGCUGAAGAUCUCAUCGCUUCUCUCCAUGACAUGGCGCGUCAGUUCUUUACCCUCUCGCAGAAGCAAAAGAUGGAUUAUUAUAUUGGAAGGUCUAGGAAAUUCCGCGGUUUCAUGCCUCUUUACUCAGAGCAGCCCACUGACACCGAUCUCGGGGCCGCUCCCAAGGCAGACCCUACCUCACCCGGGGCAUUUUCCGAAUCCUUCGAUAUCGGAUAUGAAGUCGCUGCAGACCCUCUUAAAAGCCAACAUGGCGAUGGUCCUCUGGACACGUACGAUCUGUACGGAGAUAAUCAAUGGCCUGAGGAAGAUGUCCUCCCUGGCUUUCGCGAAGUCUAUCUUCGGUACUUUGCUGAGGCGCUGACCUUAUCUCGGGCGCUGAUACGAAUCUUUGCGCUAGCACUGGAUCUACCCGAGGACUUCUUCGACACGAUGAUCAAGAACCCCGGGGCCACGUCGAGGAUGUUGCACUAUCCACCGCAGCCGGUUGCGGACGAGGUGAGAGUCGGACUUGGAGAACACACGGACUAUGAGUGCUUCACUAUUCUGUCACAAGAUCAAGUUCCGGCUCUGCAGGUCCUCAACGCUCGGCAGGAAUGGAUUCUGGCACCGCCGAUUCCGGGCACGUUGGUUGUGAACAUUUCGGAUUGCCUGUCCAUCUGGACAAACAAAAAGUUCAAAUCGACAAUCCAUCGUGUGACAAACCUGACUGGACAGGAGCGAUAUACCGUCCCCUUCUUCUUUGGUGUGGACUAUGACACCACUGUGGCGGUGCUACCGAGCUGCAUUACCGAGGACAACCCUGCGUGUAAGAAGCCGUUCAAAGCGGGGGAGUGGGUGCGCCACCAAUUGACUACGGCCUAUGUUGGAUACGAGCCAGAGCCGCCGACCCAAGGGAAUUAG